AUGCCUUCCAAUCUCUCUGACUUCCCCAGCGAGUUCAAGGGCGACCUCGUUACGCCCGAGCAUCCCGAAUACACGAAAGCGAUCGCCCGCUGGGCUAUGGACGCCAAGCGCUAUGCGAAGAUAGUCGCGUUCGUCGAGGACGUACAAGACAUGUCACUCGCAAUUCAGUACGCUCGCUCUCAUGACAUGGAGAUCGCAAUCAAGGGCGGCGGACACAACCCAGCGGGCGCAUCCUCUACCGAAGGUCUCGUCAUUGACCUUCACCGUUACUUUGACUAUGCCCGUGUUGACCCCGAGAAGAAGAUCGCCUAUGUUGGCGGAGGUGCGAUCUGGGAGACCGUAGACAAGGCCGCAAUCGAGUACGGCCUUGCAACAGUCGGUGGUACUGUGAAUCACACCGGUGUCGGUGGCCUGACCCUGGGCGGCGGGUAUGGAUACCUGUCCUCGUCGUAUGGUCUUGCUCUCGACAACGUUCUGGAGGCGACCGUCGUUCUCGCCGAUGGCACAGUCGUGAAUGCGAGCAAGACGGAGAACCCCGACCUAUUCUGGGGCAUCCGGGGCGGCGGGUCCAACUUCGGUGUCGUUUCGGAGUUCGUCUUCCAGCUCUAUGACCAGCGGCGCACCGUCUUCUCCGGCAUGGCGGUCUACGACCGCAGCCAGCUGGAGGCACUGACCAAGGUCACUGCGGAGUGGUGGGACAACCCCGGCGACAAGUCCUCACAGAUCCAGACCGCCGCUGUGGGACCAGACGGCAAGCCUGUCAUGGUCGUCGCUUUCUUCUACAACGGCUCCGAAGCAGAGGGUCGGAUGUUCUACAAGAAGUUCUUCGACAUCGGCCCCAUCGAUGAUCAAGUAAAGGAGAUCCCGUACGAACUCGUAAACGCGUUACAGAACCAUGUCUCGUAUCAUGGUCAGGGAGUGUACCAGAAGGGCGUAGCGCACCGCAAGCCCGAGUACGAGACCGUGCUUAAGGUAUUUGACCGCGUCGCUGAGCUUACAGCCGCACCAGCUGCAGGACCAAACCCGGCAAUCCUUUUCGAGUACUUCCCGCUGCACAAGAUUACUGCCAAGGAUAGCGAGGAGACGCCAUUCCGCCGCGACCCCGUCCCAUCUAUCCUCGUCAACGCAAUCUGGGUUGAUGAUACGCAGGAGAACCUGAGGCGCGGUCGCGAAAUGGUUUACGACCUCAUCGGGCUUAUCAAGAGCGCGAACUUGCAACUCACCGUGGCGGAGCAAGCAGGGUACGGCAACUACGAUGACGAAGCAGUGUCGAAGGUCGCCGCGGACAAGGCGAGGAUUGUGUUUGGCAAGCACUACGCACGGUUGCAGCAGGUAAAGAAGAAGUAUGAUCCCGAUCAGGUAUUCCACAAAUGGUUCCCUAUCGCCCCUGCGGCGUAG
Messenger RNA from Rhodofomes roseus, 1398 nucleotides. RefSeq lists its product as uncharacterized. Bases 1 to 1398 code for a protein of 465 amino acids. The record is from RefSeq and is a predicted model, not a curated record. Lineage: Eukaryota; Fungi; Basidiomycota; Agaricomycetes; Polyporales; Fomitopsidaceae. The transcript has 4 exons. Gene Ontology annotation, molecular function: FAD binding; oxidoreductase activity.